Tachysurus fulvidraco (yellow catfish) is the source of this 1762-nucleotide messenger RNA. Its product is annotated as homeobox protein HMX3-B-like. Gene Ontology annotation, cellular component: nucleus. Gene Ontology annotation, biological process: regulation of transcription by RNA polymerase II. The transcript has 2 exons. The record is from RefSeq and is a predicted model, not a curated record. Gene Ontology annotation, molecular function: DNA-binding transcription factor activity, RNA polymerase II-specific; RNA polymerase II transcription regulatory region sequence-specific DNA binding. The coding region runs from base 233 to 877 and encodes 214 amino acids. NCBI's taxonomy places the organism in Eukaryota, Metazoa, Chordata, Actinopteri, Siluriformes, Bagridae.
UGAAUAAUGCCCUGUAGCCCUGGCAGGACAGACUGCUGUUGUUGUGCGUCACACUUUCCCAGUUUCAUCCAAUCCGAUGCUGCAUCAGCUCGAGCUUCCGGUCAGAGCGCGAGUCUGGAGGACGCAGUAAAGCUGGAGAUGUAAUGAUGCUGCGCUCCUGCACAGUCUCUUAUCCUCACACUUCAGUUACGACUGACGACCUUUAACAAGCAGCAACCUGGAUUUGGAAAGUAUGGGUAAAGAAGACAUGGUGUGUCGACCAGCAGCGCUUAACUUCACUAUUGAUCACAUCCUUAACAAAGAUAUUGAGGUAAAUCUCCAAAAUUCACAACUCAUCUCAGAGAACAGCUAUUCAUCAUGCGAAGAACUGAAAUGUCCUGAAACAGAGAACAGAGGCAGUGACGUCUAUGACCACUCUCCAAGCAUCACGAUGGAGGAAGUAAGUGGAAAGUAUCCAAAAAAAUCCAAUACGAUCAGCAGAGAUGACCUGUCUAAACAUCAGCAAAACCACAAGAAGAACAAACAGCUGGUGAAGAAGAAAACGCGCACCAUUUUCUCCAAAAGACAAAUUUUCCAGCUGGAGUCGACUUUCGACUUGAAGCGUUACCUGAGCAGUGCUGAACGAGCAUGUCUGGCCAACUCCUUACAACUCACUGAGACUCAGGUGAAAAUCUGGUUUCAAAACAGAAGGAAUAAACUGAAACGUCAGAUCUCCACAGACUUAGAGGCGCCGUACAGAGGAAGUGGUAGGAGUAAUACUUUUGGAGGAUGUUUGUUGCCGACUCCUUUUCCACUUCUGUAUACAGAGAGCUCUCCACAUUACCUGUAUCUCUCCCACGCCAGUAAAUAUUUUCGGCUUUUCGAUGGAGAUACGUGAUUACUCACAACACAGACUUUUUUCUUUUCCUUUAUUGCAUGGAGAAUACGCAAAUAUUUGUAAGCACAAUACUGGACUGGAAGUAAUUUGUCAUAACAAAAACAAUUGAACAGUAAUCACAUCAUGUCUCUUUUACUAUGCAAGAUGUUAAUAAGGAAACAUCAAAUAAUUCCCUAGUAGGCUUUAUAAGGCAUGUGACAGUCAUAAAAUUAUCAAACCACAUCAUUUAAAAAACAAACACAGCUUUAGUAAAGGACAAUCAAUGACAUUUUAGUUAGUAAGAUCAGAUUUUAUUAUUAAAAAAAACAGUGUUUGCUUUAAUCAUAAUUAAAACAUUUAUAAUUACACUGCAAUAUACAGGCUGCUGAUUGUGCAGUUUAACUGUCAGCUAAUUUAAUAACACAAACAGACUUUGGACUAGUGUAGUAUGCCAAUAUUUGGGUUUCAUGAUUUUGUUAAAUAUAUUGUUCUUCACUAUAUUUCUGAAAUUUCUAGCAACAGUCCUAAACUGGAUAAUAUUUCCAUAAAAUAUCCACACUGUUAACUGUAAGCUAAUGAUAUAUAUAUAUGAUAUUUUUAAAAUCCAAACUGUUAUUAAAAAGUUGAGCAGUAGGAAAAAGAAAUGUUAUUUGAAGAGCAUCCUCCGAGGCCAUAGUUAGCUUCGUAGCUUUGUUCUCCAAUUUUCCAGGUCACUUAAUUCUUUUGUGGUCAAGCUUUUCUCUGUGUCCAUCGUUCAGAGCAAAUUAAGUGUCUGGUCAAGCCAAAAUGUGCAUACAGCCUCCAAGAAAAUACUUUGUAUUGAUUAUUUACACUUCAUUCUUAUGUAGCUGCUGGCAAAUUUGCUGUGUUCAAUAAAUGAAUAAAUAUGCAACAUUAAAAAGCCCA